UGGAAAGUCUGAGCUGCUUGCAGUCUCGUUGAUCCAGCCUCGGGUAGUAUGUACCGUGACGUGACAAUGGCGGUAGUCGUAAUUACGAAACGGUACGUUAUUGUGAUCAGCUGAUCAAGCGAGCCCAACGGAAAGAGCAAAAUCGAGAAAAUACGCGCGAUAAAUAAUAGAACGAGGAUUCGAGACGGAGUCGAGGUAUCGAAGCUCUGCGAGAUAAUUCGAAGACAAAAAGUCAAGAGAAGAAGGGAAUUGGAUUUUCGGCUAUGUCAUUGCGCUUGUGAUUUGCUCUGCCUCUAGGGCACCGGUGCUCUUUUGUGUUGUGUGAAUAGUGGUUUGCGUUUUUGCGGCUGUGUUGUGUGCAUGUGUGCGUGAAAUUCGCAAAAGCGAUAGAUAAAUGUGUCUUAGCCAUGCCUGCUGUGCGGAAGUAUAGAAGGGAUACCAGUGAAGUGAGCUGCUGUCUCAAGUAUGUGAUCUUUGGAUUUAACGUGAUGUUUUGGUGGCUGGGUUUGGGUAUCAUGGCGGUAGGUGUAUGGGCUUGGACCGAAAAGGACACAUUCAACAAUUUGUCCAGGCUCACUAAUGUUGCGCUCGACCCAGCAUUUAUCCUCAUUCUAGUCGGUACAGUGACAUUUAUCAUUGGAUUUACGGGAUGCGUUGGCGCACUCAGGGAAAAUACGUGCCUCCUAGCUACGUAUGCGAUAUUUCUGGCGUUAUUAUUGUUAAUGGAGAUGGCAGCCGGUGUCUUAGGAUUUGUCUUCAAGGACUGGAUAAAAUCACAAGCCACUGGCGGUUUCCAAGCGUUCAUCAUCCACUACAGAGAAGAUCCUGAUCAGCAGAAUCUCAUCGAUUGGAUUCAAGAGGAUUGGUUACAGUGUUGCGGCAUCGAGGGCCCCAAAGACUGGGAUCGCAAUAAUUAUUUCAAUUGUUCGUCGAGCGACAUUGGCUCGAGGGAAGCAUGCGGCGUGCCUUUUAGCUGUUGUAAACGAAAGCCAAAUGAAAUUAUAAAAAAUAAACAGUGCGGCUAUGAUGUUAGAAAACCUAGCUACACUGGGGAGAGGAGUAUAUACGAGAGAGGCUGUCUAAGAGCAGGCGAAGAAUGGCUAGAAUUGAAUCUCGUACCUGUCGCUGGUACUGUUGUCAGCACAAUGGUCUUACAGAACUAUGAAGUUGCCAAAGUGAUUUAUGAAAAAGGUUGUAUUCAAGCUGGGGAGGAAUGGGUGGAACGAAAUCUUCUUGCAAUUGUCACUGGGGCGGUUACCACGGCAUUUGCACAGUUCGUACACGUGAUGAAUUUAUUGGAUUUGCUAUAACGUAUCGGCGUUGCAAUUCAAAUAUAUUUUGUAUUAACUGCAUAUACAUAUUUAGGCAUGUAUACGCAUCGAAAUGCUUGAAAAUGAAAAACACGUUGCACGAAACCAACAACGGAAGCAAUUUGUUACCUACGUUAAUUUCUGCCGAAAGAUUAAUAUUCACACGCCCGCCGGUAAUAAGAUAGCACACGUGUACUAUCAUUCGAUUCUCAUCGA
Bombus pyrosoma is the source of this 1526-nucleotide messenger RNA. It is a transcript of the gene Tsp26A, whose product is annotated as tetraspanin-5. Lineage: Eukaryota; Metazoa; Arthropoda; Insecta; Hymenoptera; Apidae. Gene Ontology annotation, biological process: protein maturation; protein localization to plasma membrane. The record is from RefSeq and is a predicted model, not a curated record. Gene Ontology annotation, cellular component: membrane. The transcript has 10 exons. Bases 408 to 1310 code for a protein of 300 amino acids.